Messenger RNA from Pogonomyrmex barbatus (red harvester ant), 2389 nucleotides. RefSeq names its product lysosomal phospholipase A and acyltransferase. The record is from RefSeq and is a predicted model, not a curated record. Gene Ontology annotation, biological process: lipid metabolic process. Lineage: Eukaryota; Metazoa; Arthropoda; Insecta; Hymenoptera; Formicidae.
UUUCAAUCUGCCUCGUACGAGGGAAAUAGCUGAAGGCCUUAUUUCAUAUCUAUAUAGCGUAUAAUUAGGACAUAACGAAAUUUACAUUUGCCUCCUUCUUCUCUCUCUCUUUUUCUCUCUCGAUAUCUAUCUGGAUAUUGAUAUCAUCCGCAUUUAUCGGUAAUUUAAAUCGCUACUUUGGAUGACGUGUUAUUUAAACAAAUAUGGGAGGACCGCAAUCGCGGUCAGUCUUACAACAGCGUGCCAAUAAGACGACGUCGUCGGCCUCCUCGGCCUCUCCGAUUGGCCGUCGCCGAUCGUGAGGGUUCCCCCCACCUCCGACGCAUGUGUAUGAAAUAUCAGCUGAUUACGUACACCGAUACAAACAACGCAGUGACAGUGACGCGGACGAGCGCUCGCCUUUUCAUCACAAUUUAAAGCGACCUUGGAAGGAUAAAAGCCGCGACGAACAAUGCGCCUGGCCGCUCUCCGAAACUCGAUAAUCUUUCUCUUGCUUUCCGUACAAUCGGCGACACUCAGACACGUGAAAGGGAAACAAGUAUCGCCCGUUAUUUUAGUUCCAGGUGAUGGAGGCAGCCAGGUCGAGGCAAAGAUUAACAAGUCGUCGGUGGUGCAUUAUAUCUGCGAGAAAGUAUCCAACGAUUAUUUUAGCUUGUGGCUGAACAUGGAACUGCUCGUACCUGUUGUGAUAGACUGCUUUAUUGAUAAUCUUAAAUUGAAUUAUGACAAUGUAACAAGAACUACCAGUAAUCAACUCGGAGUACAGAUAAGGAUACCAGGAUGGGGCGAUCCGUUUGUAGUCGAAUACAUAGAUCCCAGUCGAGCUUCGCCAGGCUCAUAUUUCAAAGAUAUUGGAAAUAUGUUGGUGAAUGAUUUGGGAUAUAUCAGGAAUUUGUCACUGCGCGGUGCACCUUAUGAUUUCAGGAAGGGACCUAGCGAAAGUGAAGAAUUCUUCAUCAAGCUGAAAACUCUGGUUGAAGAAACAUACAUAAUGAAUAAUAAUACACCAGUGACAUUAUUGGCUCACAGCAUGGGUGGACCCAUGACUCUUAUAAUGUUACAACGUCAAAGUCAGAAAUGGAAAGAUAAAUACAUAAAUGCCCUGAUCACCCUUAGUGCUGUAUGGGCGGGAUCUGUCAAAGCUAUUAAAGUAUUUGCUAUUGGAGAUGACUUGGGCGCAUAUUUUCUUCGUGAGAGUAUACUAAGAGAUGAACAGAUAACGAGUCCAAGUUUAGGAUGGUUAUUGCCUUCCAAACUAUUUUGGAAAGACACAGAGAUUUUAGUGCAAUCAGAUCAGAAAAAUUACACAUUGAAUAAUUUACAACAAUAUUUUAUUGACAUAGAUGUUCCUAAUGCUUGGGAGUUCAGAAAAGAUAAUGAAAAAUAUCAAUUGGAUUUUACUGCACCAGGUGUUAAAGUAUAUUGUUUGUAUGGCAGCAAAGUGAAUACUGUAGAAAAGUUGUAUUAUAAGCCAGGUACAACUGUAAAUGAUUAUCCUCAAUUAAUAUUUGGAGACGGUGAUGGAACUGUAAAUAUAAGAAGCUUGGAAGCAUGUACUCAUUGGCAAAAAUCACAAAAACAAAAAAUUUAUAAUCAAGGUUUUCCUGGAGUGGAUCAUACAGAAAUCUUGAGAAAUCAUGAUAUCUUAGCGUAUAUUAAGACAGUCUUAAAAGUCUGAUAUAGCAAUAACAUGACUUUUAUUAAUAUUAAUGAAAUGCAAAGAAAUCUAAUAGAUUAGAUAAUGUCAUUAAAUUAUCUUGAUAUUUUUUGUAUAUUGGAUGAUCUUAAUAUUGAAUGUGAAAUAUCGAAAAUGCAAUGUGGUUUUAACAAGAUAGCUUUGAAUUAGCUUUUAUUUUCUCUCAACGAAAUAAUUUUAUCAUGUUUUCAAUAAUUCAUUGGACAAGAAAUACGUAACAAUGUGUAAUUGAAAAUAUAUUUUUAUUAACUAUAUUCUUCAUUAAAAUAUAUUAUACCAGCGAGUAUCAAUCGAGAAUAUCAUAAAAUGGUGCAGUUACAAAAAACAUUUUCUAAAUGUCAAUACUUCCAUUCAUUAACUGACUAUUCUCUCAUCCUAUAAUUAUAAUACUCUUUAUCUUUUCCUUACGCAUAUACAUUUUUUGUAUUCAGUAUAAUCAAUGUAUUGAUCUAAUAUUACAUGAUCUCACAUGAAACAAAGAGUGAUCGAAUUAACAUGACUAGCGAUAUAUACAUAUAUAUUAUAUAUAUAUAUAACAAUAUAUAUCCUAUAUAUAAAGUAUUUCUCUAUAUUGUACGAUAACAUAUUUUUUUAGUGGCUGACACAGCACAAUUAAAGAAUAACAAUGAAAUUCAAGUUUCAUAACCUACUAGUCAACUCCGUUGUAUUAUAAAUAUAUACCAAUGUCAUAUU